This is a messenger RNA of Talpa occidentalis (Iberian mole), 1783 nucleotides long. RefSeq names its product chromosome unknown C16orf54 homolog (gene CUNH16orf54). The transcript has 2 exons. The coding region runs from base 79 to 774 and encodes 231 amino acids. The record is from RefSeq and is a predicted model, not a curated record. NCBI's taxonomy places the organism in Eukaryota, Metazoa, Chordata, Mammalia, Eulipotyphla, Talpidae.
UUGGGCAUGUUUGAGGAAGAGCUGGGAAGAGCGCUGGAGGGAGAGGAGCUCUGACUGACUGCCCUGAGGAGAGGUGAGAUGCCUUCGAUUCCAGAGCAGCCCUUUGGGCACAUGGUGGCGUCCUCUGCCCCAGAGCCAGCCUCAUUGCCCCCGCUGCCCUGUGGGCCCUGCAUCCCCAUCAUGCUGGCCCUGGCCUCUGUGGCUGCCUUCUUCCUCAUAGCUACUGCUGUGCUAGCUGAAAGCCUGUUCCGCCGAUCUCUUCGUCCAGACCCUGCCAACCGCGCCCCCACCCUGGUCUGGCGCCCUGGAGGAGAGCUGUGGAUCGAACCCAUAGGCACCCCAAGAGAACGCUCUGAGGACUGGUAUGGCUCUGUGAUGCCCCUGCUGACUGACAGGGCUCCAGACCCUCCCACCCCUGGGGGCACCUUGGAGGCCCGAGCAACAGCCCCACCAGCCCCCUUAGCCCCACCAGCCCCCUCAGCCCCACAGUCCCCUCCCAGUUCCUUGGCCCCCCAGAUCCCACCCAAAACCCCAUCCCGAAGUAGUACCUUCAGGGGGACCCAGGCCUGGGAAGGGAGGCCCUACCUCCCGGGCCUGGUGAGCUGGACUGAAGCAGAGCAGAGGCCAGAGGCCAGUGUGUACUGGGGGAGCCCCCAGACCCGGAGGCUGCGACCCGGAAGUCCUGAUCUUGAGUGGGGCCUCCAGCCUCGGGUCACCCAGGAGCAGAUCUCAGCUUUCUGGAGGCGUGAAGGCCGGACCAGCAUUGGAUUCUGAAUCCCCAGGGCCACGGGGUCCGGCCUCCCAGAGACCCCUGAGGAAGGCCUAACCUCAGAAGGCUCCAGUCUAGGAACCCGAGGGCUCCCCCAGAGAAGAACACCCAGCCUUUUACAUCGGGAUUCCAGUUUCCCUGGAUCUGGUCUGGGCAGGCUGAGUGUGGACAGAGACAUUGCGAGAGCCUGGUGGUGCCUCUGCUUAGCUGCCCAGGGCUGCGGGCAGAGAACUGGAGAACAGAAGCCACAAGGUUACGUUUGGAGUAAAGAAUUCAAGGUACCGGACAGGCAGGAUAUAGCAUCUACACGGCUUCUACCUUCCUUCAAUGUGGGCCUGAGAUGCCAAUAUUGGGGUGAGGGCUCCCCUGGACACUGAAGAACAGACCGGUGUGGUGAUGACAGAGGUCAGUCGCACUAGCAGGAGAGGAUGCAACCCGGCAUCCCAGAGCCACAAAUCCCUUUACGUUCAGGAAGAGAUAAAGAGGUCAAGACCAGACAAAGGAACAUGUUACUGCGUGCGGACUGUGGCCUUCACUCCCAGCUCGCAGCAGGGAAUGUGGCGAGCUGAGCUGGGGAGCCCCUCUCCUGCCUGCAGCUGGGACCUAGAGCCCAAGGGGACCCAUGGGCUCCUCCCACUGUCCUCUCCAGGCUGGCAGAUCUCAGCCCUCCAGAUCUUACCCCUCCUGGUGAGGGAGGCAGGGCCUAGGAGUUGGAUCACUGUGCAAAGGAGCACUGUCCUGGGGGCACGGCCAUCUUCCCUCCCAGCGAGGUCCGAGGUCCGGAAAGACUUGCCCCAAGACCGGCUUACUUAUAUUGUUCCACACCCUCCAAAUAGAGCCUGGAACUGCCCUUGGCCCCAUCUGCAUCAGCUGACUCCCCUUGGGGAAAGGAGCCAGGGACAGAGGAGCCACCAGGAGUUUCCACUUCCCCAGGAUUGUUUUCCCAAACUUCAGUCGUGCCUGUUAGGACCUUUGCCAUAUCGGUUUACCACCUGUACUGUGAGUUACUUUCUA